Kwoniella mangroviensis CBS 8507 is the source of this 636-nucleotide messenger RNA. RefSeq lists its product as uncharacterized. Gene Ontology annotation, cellular component: nucleus. The record is from RefSeq and is a predicted model, not a curated record. The transcript has 3 exons. The coding region runs from base 1 to 636 and encodes 211 amino acids. NCBI's taxonomy places the organism in Eukaryota, Fungi, Basidiomycota, Tremellomycetes, Tremellales, Cryptococcaceae. Gene Ontology annotation, biological process: regulation of gene expression.
AUGGCUGAAGCAAGUACAAGUCAGUCACCUAUCCAGCAGAUCCAUCAGCUACAGCACCCAGAACAGCAGUCACAGCAGCAGCAGCAGCAGCAGAUAUCACCUCAGCCCACAACUCCGUUACAUCCUUUCCAAUGUACGGUCUGCCUGAGGAGGUUCACCAGACAUGAGAACCUCAAACGACAUGCACACAGACAUCGCAAGCCAGAAGAGGAAGUCAAAUAUGCUUGUAAUCACUGCAACAAGGUGUUCGCGAGGAGUGAUCUGCGUAGAAGACAUAUACGGAAAAAACAUCCAGAAUUCGCUCCUAGUCCACUGCCUUCUCAAAGAUCCAACAGUCAAAGCAAUAUCAUCGUGGCUGCUACGGUUGACCAUCACUUACGAUGGUUCCUGACCUACCUUGACAAAACUCAGGAUGUGACGAAGGAAGCACCUUGGAUGGCCAUAUACUCCUUCAAAGCGGUUUUGAUCGCCUACCAACAAGUUUCGUCUGGGAACAAUGAUCCAUUGAAUACAUUAGGUUUAUCCAAUUCCGAUGAUAUGCUAGAGUGGAUCAAAGGGAUAUUCGAAAAGAGGUCGUAUUGGUCUGUGGGGAAGAUAGUACUGGAUAUUUUGGGAGAACUGGAUCAUGAUGAUUAG